UAUAUUUUAUCCAAUAAAACAUUUAAUUUUAAUAAUUUACAGAAAGAGACGUAAUGAAAUAGAUUUAUCAUUUCUUUACCCCAACUCAUUAUCCGAUCCCUCAAUCUUCCCCCCCUCCUUUUUCUUCUUCCAUCAAUUAAUCAUAAUCAUUUCUCUUUCCCAAAAUCAUUGCUCAAUAACCAAACCCUAACUUUUCCAAUUCCAUUCAUGAAUUACUCCCAAUUUUCUUUUAUUCAAUUUGUACAUAUUCUUUGAUUUUUAGUUCCAAGUAAUUCGUUCUUUAAUUCUUUUUCCCCCCGGUUUCUUGAACCUUUAGGUUUUGUACAGGACCUCAAGAACAAAAAAAAAUAAUUUUGGUACAUAAAAAUAAACUAGGUGUUGAUAUUUUAGCUGUAUAUGGUAACUAGCGGAUGAUCAUCAUCUGAUCAUCAUCACCGCUACUGAAACUACAAAAGAGUUUUUUUGAAAAAAAAAAAAAACUUGUUGUUGGGUUUUGGAAGUAUUUUUAGCGUGUUAUUUGUAUGCGGUGUGGAAAUCGUUGGGCUGGAACAGCUUUGAAUGAUAAAGCAGGAAAGCAAAACAAAGGAAAUAAAUAGAAGACGACGAGGUAAGAGGAGAAUUUAAGGUUGUAUUCUAGUUUGUUUGUUUUUUUUUUUUUUUUGGUUUAGGAUAGCUUUAGAGAUGAUGGGUGAUGAUGGAUGAUAUAAAGUGAAGCGGUUUUUGGGUCUUCAAUCGGUUUUGCUGAGGUUUGGAUGUUUUGGGUGUUGGAAGCAGAUAAUGAAGACACCUGUGAGCGAAGAGAGUUGAGCGUUAAAGUUCUUUUUUAAAAAAAUAAAAGAAAUUCUUUUUAGGGGGUGGUACUAUAUAAGCAAACGUCAUGGGGAACUUAUGAUCAGAGUUUCGGAGAAAACAAACUUUUUUUUUACUAAGCAGGGCUGGUUUUUUGGUCUUCAAUGGGGAUGAAGAAUGAUGGGCAAAAACCAAUGCCAGGCGGUGCUGGACGAGGUAGUGGUGGGGGUGGUGGAGGAGGAGGAGGAUUCAUUCCUAGUUCCUUCAAGGCUUUUUCAAGCUAUUUCAGGAUUGUUUCUUCCGGUGCAUCUACUGUUGCUUCCACCGUCAAGUCUGCUGCAUCUGCCGCUUCUGCUAUUGUGGACAGAGAGUUGGAGUCUAGUCGUGAUCAGGUACACUGGACUGCUUUUGACAAGCUAGAAUGUGAGGGUUCUAUCUCCUCCAGACAAGUUCUUCUGCUUGGAUUUCGACAUGGUUUUCAGGUUUGGGAUGUUGAAGAUGUGAGUAAUGUACAUAAUUUGGUGACUAGGCAAGAUGGUCCUGUCUCAUUCAUGCAGAUACUGCCAAAACUGUUGGCAUCUAAGCAACCGGGGGACAAGUUUGCUGAUAGCCGUCCUCUGCUAAUAAUAUGUGCUGAUGGACGCUUUCCUGGAGGGAAUAGUAUUCAAGAAGCCGGUCCUUCCAAUGCAACCACCCAUCACGUACAUGAGUUACCCAAUGGCAGUUUUCCGCCAACGGUUGUUUGUUUCUAUUCAUUGAGAUCUCAUUCCUAUGAGCAUAUGCUGAAGUUUAGAUCAGCUGUUCAUUUAGUAAGAUGCAGUUCUCGAGUUAUAGCUGUUUUACAAACUUCACAGCUUCAUUGUUUUGAUGCUGCAACACUGGAAAAGGAAUAUAGUAUUCUUACGAAUCCUGUUCCUCUGGGUUGUGGAUUUGGCGGUGGCUUUGGACCUCUUGCUGUGGGCCCCAGGUGGAUGGCUUAUAGUGGGAGUCCUGUUGAUGUUUCAAACUCAGGACGUGUGAGUCCACAGGAACUUACUCCUUCUGCUAGCUUCCCAGGGCCUGCAUCAAAUGGGAGCCUGGUUGCUCACUAUGCAAAAGAAUCAAGCAAGCAUCUUGCUGCCGGUAUUUUGACUCUUGGAGAUAUGGGAUACAAAAAGCUCACCAAGUAUUACUCUGAAAGUAAUUUGGAGUCGGGGAGUGCUUGCGUUGGCGUUCACGGAGUUGCAAAUGGGCAAUCGAAUGAUGAGGAAAAUAUUGGAAUGGUGAUUGUGAGGGAUACUGUUGAGAAGAAUGUUAUAACACAAUUUAGGGCACACAAAAGCCCAAUCUCGUCAUUGUGCUUUGAUCCCAGUGGCACUCUUCUUGUGACUGCCUCAGUUCAGGGUCAUAACAUCAAUGUUUUCCGAAUAAUACCAUCUAGCGCUGUUUCUGGGGCCUCAUAUGUGCAUCUCUAUCGACUCCAACGUGGUUUGACUAAUGCUGUGAUACAGGACAUCAGUUUUAGCAGGGAUAGCGAAUGGAUUAUAAUUAGUUCUUCAAGAGGCACGAGCCAUCUUUUUGCAAUUUCUCCAUUUGGUGGAUCUGUGGGGUGUCAGCCCGCUGAGCCAUUUGUAAGUUCAAAAGGCAGUGGAUUUGGUACUAUGUCAAGAAUGCCUGUUUGUCAAUCACCAAAUUCUGGAAUGAAGGUUCUUAAUCAGCAGAGUUAUUUUUGUUCUGAACCUCCUAUCACACUCUCGGUUGUCAGCAGAAUAAAGAGUGGAAAUAAUGGUUGGAGGAACGCUGUGACUGGCGCUGCUGUGGCCGCAACAGGAAGGAUGAAUAUCCCUUCUGGGGUGGUGUCAGCCAUUUUCCAUUACCAGAAAGGCAAUGAUUUGUAUCCAGAAACCAGCUUUCUGAAGACGAAUUGUUGCCUGCUGGUUUUCUCUUCUCCUGGCUAUUUGACACAAUAUUCAAUGCGGGUAUCUUCUGGCUCAGAUUCUCUGAUGGCUUUACAAGGGUCAGGCAUUGGCUAUGAUUCAUCUGUUGACAGCGAUUCGAAAUUAGUGAUCGACGCAGUGCGAAAGUGGAAUGUCUGCCGGAAACAUAACCGUAAGGAGCGAGAGGAGAAUAUUGAUAUAUAUGGUGAGAAUGGAUGUUCAGAUAGCAAUAAGGUGUUUCCUGAAGGAAUGAGAAAGACGAAAGGUGUCAGCUCUGAGGUCAGGGGCACACUUAUAAAAGAUAAGCUGGCGUCUGAGGAGAAAUAUCACAUGUAUAUAUCUGAAGCAGAGCUGGAAAUGCAUCCUCUCCAGGUUCCACUGUGGACCAAACCAGAGAUGUAUUUUCAUACCAUGGGAAAAGAUGGCAUCACUGUGAGCGAUGAAGCUUUUUUAAGUGGGGAGUUUGAGAUUGAAAGAAUGCCUACUCGUUCCAUAGAAGUGAGUUCAAAGGAGUUGGUCCCAGUGUUUGAUUAUCUUCAAGCCCCUAAGUUCCAGCCAGAGAGGUCGGUUGAGAUGCUUUUCUAGUAUUAUUGAACAUUUUUUAAUAUUUGUUGAUUUUGCGGCAAAUUGUUUUAUUUACAUCAUGUGGAGAACUGUGUUGUUGGGAGGCUACCGUUUGCGGUUUUGAUAUUCUUUUGCUAGAGAUGUGGUGGUAGAAGCUAGUAGGAGGUAGGAUCCUUUUUUUAUUUUAAUAAUUUAUAGCAACAUUCCGUGCCAUAAUGGCUGCAAAGCUUGUCAUGAAUUUCUUUUGUUUUCCCAUCAUAAUGUCAAAUUGUCACUAUAAUUUAGCUCUUUCUUGUUUUGAAUUAUGAUGUUUUUGUAUUAUAGGCAAGUUAAAGAUGGAAGCAAUGAUGGAGAACUGUUGUUUCAGAGGCCUGUAGCAUCUGAAAACCAAAAGGUCAGAAGCAGCAGCAGUUCUGGUUCUUUGGACACAAUGACUAGUGGUGGCAUUGCAGUGAAUGAACUGCAUAAUGCUGCUGCUGAAGAAGGAGGUUGGCAUGGUCUCGAUAUGCCAACAGAUGCCGGUGAGGGGGUUGUAAAUAAUGCUGGUCACUUGGAAGCAAAUGGCCACCAGCUUGAAACUGUAAAUAAUAUAGAGCAGUUUGUGACAGAGACAAAAUUUGACUUUGUAAAUAACAGUACAUUUGGACUGGAUGAGGAGAGUGAACGUGAAGGUUCGUUUGAGGAGUUUGAUUAAAGGUAUAUAAUGGGUACUUGCGGAAUGGUAAACGAAUCCUUCAAUUUUUUAAUUUGCAUGUUUGAGCUGGUGGCAAAGUUGCAAAUGUGAUACUUUGCUCAAAUUUUUGCAGGUGUGGAGAUACUUUUUUUAUUCUCUGGUAACUUUGAUGCAGGCUGUUAAAUAUUGAUGGGUGAAGAAUGGUGGUGUAAAAGAGCAAGGCAAAUGUCAUUGGAUGGGAAGGCAGGAAUUGAAGAUAGAUGUAAUAGCGUUAUGUGUUAUCUGUUUAUUUUUAAAAAACAGUAUGGGCUUAUGAUUUGUAAAUAAUAGCUACAUCUUUGCAGACAUUGAAUUUUCUCAUGGUUAAAUCUUACCUGCUCUGUAGUUUACUCCUAUUGCGUUGAUGCUUCUCUACAUUUUCUCGGUUUUGAUGGAAACCGUAAUGCUUGCAUUGUAAAGGAACGGGCUUAAACCUCUGCUAAACCCGGUUGAUGGAGGUUGUUCCUCAUUUUUCAAUGAGAAUAAUAACGGCCCCUUCACGAGGGUGCUGUUAUGCGGAAGAAUAGGUUGGGACAGUAUAACUUGAAAAGGACAGGGACGGCUCGCUUUUUCUCAAAAUGCAUACGAUCGCAAGUGCUUUGUCGCGCACAACUGUAGAGAAAUGGUUAGUUUGUAAUCAGGUAGCCAAGAGCAACAAAGAAAGCACUGUGUAGGUGUAGCAUUCCCGCAAGUGUUCAAAUCUUCUCUGGGUCCUUACAAACCCGGGCGAAAACAACCAGAAUCCAGAAGUAACUUUUGGUCAUUGAAUCUAUCUAUGACUGCUGAAACCGUGCAACCUGACAAGGUUUCUAAAUGUGGUUGUUUGAAUGUUUGAAGAAGCAGCAUCUUGGUGUGAAACUCUAUUUUAUUUAUUUAAUUAUUUUCGAGGAAAUCACAGAGAUAAAGCAGCGUCUACCCACGCUGUAUUCUUUUUUUCAUUGUCGUCGAAUUGAACCACCUAGAGAGAAGGUAUACUUCAUUUUCGGACAGCAUGAUUUUUUAAUUUUUUUUUUUUUUCAUUUUUAUGUUUUCUUUUUAAUGCAUCUCCACUUCUGAAAUUCUAGUCCC
Molecule: messenger RNA, 5049 nt
Organism: Oldenlandia corymbosa var. corymbosa
Lineage: Eukaryota; Viridiplantae; Streptophyta; Magnoliopsida; Gentianales; Rubiaceae
Source: the annotation of a GenBank genome assembly